CCAGUCAUGAUGAUGCUUUCAUCUGAUUGUCAAACAAUUACUUCAAAAGCAUGUAGGCAACCUGUACACAUUACUCAGGGACGGCUCAACGACGGGCUGGAGAGUGGGUUCAUAUCGAAUGAGGAGAGCAAACAGAAACUGCUACCCAUUAUGUCCACGUUGUUAGAGGAGCUCAAUGCUACUGGAGCCUGCACCUUGCCCAUCGAUGAGUCCAAUACAAUCAACCUGAAGCUGAUUGAGCAGCGCAGGGACCCUCUGACCGUGCAGGAGUACAAUGUGCCUGUCUUCACUCAGUGCAAGGACCACUUCAUCAAAUCCCAGUGGGAUCUCACCACUCAACAGAUCCUGGCCUACAUUGAUGGGUUCAGGCAUAUCCAGAAGAUAUCUGCAGAAGCGGAUGUUGAACUUAAUUUAGUCCGGAUCGCCGUACAGAAUUUACUGUAUUAUGGUGUUGUAACCUUGGUGUCAAUAUUUCAGUACUCCAAUGUGUACUGCACAACCCCUAAAGUCCAGAGCCUGAUAGAUGACAGGUCCAUUCAGGCGGAGUGUCUCAGCUAUGUCACCAAGCAUGGACAGAAGAGAGCCCGUUUAAGGGAUGUGUUCCAGCUGUACUGCGGUCUGACUCCAGGCACCACUGUUUGCGAUCUUUGCUCCCGCUACUCGCAGCAGCUGCAGAGAGUAGAUGAGAGGAGGCUGAUCCAUUAUGGGCUGAUGAAGGCUCUAAUUCGUCUGCUGCAGAAGUAUCCUUUUAAGGUGACCCGUGACGAAAGGAGCCGCCCGCCACGCCUUUACACUGGUUGCCAUAGUUACGUUGAAAUCUGCUGCAAGACAGGAAUGAGCUACAAAGAGCUGGACGAGCGUUUGGAGAAUGACCCAAACAUCAUUGUGUGCUGGAAGUGAUACCCUGGCUUAAUCAGCAACCACACUGACUUUGAUGCAGAUAGAGCAAGCCCUCUCUCAAACAAAGACAGGCAGAGCCACAUGAGGUCCCAUUGUACGAAAACAGAAGCCUCCUGCUCGUCUCCCAUCUGAUGCACAAGACAGCCUGCUGUCCAGGAGAGACAAAGUGAAGCAACCGCGGCUAAAGAUGCCUUAAACAGACUUCUUCCUAUCCCUGAAAUGUUCUGGAAAAUAUGUGUAUUCAAAGGCUGAGACUAAGGUAUUUUUAUACUACAAUUAUGUCACUUGUUAUCCUCAGGUUUUUCCAAUCCAGACUCUUGAAGCAAUCAUUGUUGUGGGAUAGUUUCAUUCAGAACAAUGAAUGGACGAAUUCAAAAAGACCACAAAACGAGGAACAUUAUGCUUAUUGAUUAAUUGUGCAAAAACUCUACUGUAUAUACCAACUCUUUGCAAUAAUAAAGAUGCAUUGUCGUCGUGA
This is a messenger RNA of Coregonus clupeaformis (lake whitefish), 1378 nucleotides long. Its product is annotated as GATOR complex protein NPRL2-like. NCBI's taxonomy places the organism in Eukaryota, Metazoa, Chordata, Actinopteri, Salmoniformes, Salmonidae. Gene Ontology annotation, biological process: positive regulation of autophagy; negative regulation of TORC1 signaling; cellular response to amino acid starvation. Gene Ontology annotation, molecular function: GTPase activator activity. The transcript has 9 exons. The record is from RefSeq and is a predicted model, not a curated record. Bases 7 to 900 code for a protein of 297 amino acids. Gene Ontology annotation, cellular component: vacuolar membrane; GATOR1 complex.